AUGUACACAAGCGAAGAGGCGCAGACGAUUGGCGAUGUUGCGGGAACGGUGAAGCAUAGCUUGUUUGGCUUUUUUCUUGGUUGCAUCAUGGUUAUUGCUGUCGACCUGUUCCUUCGUCGACUUGGAAUGUCUUUACGGGGAGGGCAAAUUCCUCCUUGUUCACUUGAAAGGGAGCGGCAGGUGCUGUGGGGGAGUAAACAUCAGGCCGCAUUGCCGCAGCACACGCAGGUGCCGUCUUCCACUCCACGAGACGGGCAGGAAGAAGAAUGGAGUACGGAGGAUGAUGAAGAGGAAGAGGAAGAAGACACCUCAGAUUGCAGCAGUGAGUUUGAGCGUAUUGAGGAUCUUCGUCUAAAAAUGGUGCUGGUCAUUCGUCGAGACGUGAAGGAAGUGAGUCCCAACGAGAUCUUUACCCUCUCCGCCGGCGCUGCCGUAAGCUUGGUGCAGAAAGUACGACGUGACGCUGAGCACAGGGAGUGGAGGUCAUGGUAUGAAUGGUGGAGACGUGUGGGGUGUGCCAAAAUCGCGCUUCGAUCUCCUGAUAGUCGUACACUUCGAGGGGUCGCACUUGCGGCGGAAGCAAAUGGGCUUCCGUGGUAUGGCGCCACGUCAUUAUCCUCACCCCUGGACGAAGCAGACGCUGGGGAGCAGAUGGGAGUGCUGGUGGCUGUUGGCCCGGCGCCGUCUGCGCUAUUGGACCCCAUUACUGGAAAACUGAAGCUGCUUUCGUGA
This is a messenger RNA of Trypanosoma cruzi, 732 nucleotides long. RefSeq lists its product as uncharacterized. The coding region runs from base 1 to 732 and encodes 243 amino acids. NCBI's taxonomy places the organism in Eukaryota, Euglenozoa, Kinetoplastea, Trypanosomatida, Trypanosomatidae. Gene Ontology annotation, molecular function: peptidyl-tRNA hydrolase activity. The transcript has a single exon. The record is from RefSeq and is a predicted model, not a curated record. Gene Ontology annotation, cellular component: cytosol; mitochondrion.